Messenger RNA from Syngnathus acus (greater pipefish), 369 nucleotides. RefSeq names its product epithelial mitogen homolog (mouse) (gene epgn). Gene Ontology annotation, biological process: epidermal growth factor receptor signaling pathway; positive regulation of mitotic nuclear division; positive regulation of cell population proliferation. The record is from RefSeq and is a predicted model, not a curated record. Lineage: Eukaryota; Metazoa; Chordata; Actinopteri; Syngnathiformes; Syngnathidae. Bases 1 to 369 code for a protein of 122 amino acids. The transcript has 4 exons.
AUGUUAACGCAGAGCCUCAAAGAGGACAGCACGGAGGAGGAUCCUCUACUUUCGAGUCCCCAGAGGCCGUGCGGGAGCCAAGACCAGAAGUUCUGUCUGAACGGCGGCACAUGCAUCUACCCCCAAGAUACCAGCAAGCCCUUUUGCAUAUGCACGUCUGGCUUCAGCGGGAAUCGCUGCCACUAUGACCGCGAGGUGGACACCAUGUUUUCUCGCCGUCACAUAGCUGUGGAGCACCUCAUUUCUCUCAGCUGCGGGGCAGCCAUCGUCGUCUUCAUUCUGGUCUUCAUCGCCUACUGCGUCAUCCGAAGGAGGUAUACAAAAUCAACAAAACAAAUGGAAUCUGCACCCUGUGAGGUGACAGUGUGA